Messenger RNA from Folsomia candida, 1371 nucleotides. RefSeq lists its product as uncharacterized. Gene Ontology annotation, cellular component: membrane. The record is from RefSeq and is a predicted model, not a curated record. Gene Ontology annotation, biological process: immune response. The transcript is spliced from 4 exons. NCBI's taxonomy places the organism in Eukaryota, Metazoa, Arthropoda, Collembola, Entomobryomorpha, Isotomidae. Gene Ontology annotation, molecular function: tumor necrosis factor receptor binding; receptor ligand activity. The coding region runs from base 142 to 1203 and encodes 353 amino acids.
AUUCAGCACUCGCACAUGGACAUCAUCAUCAUAACAUCCGAGCUCAUAAAUGGAGGGUCAAUCUCUCUGGAAAAUUCAGUUCAUUCAUUUCUUCCACGAGUGAAGGACGACCUUUAUUAGCGCAUUCUCAGAUUGAUUAUUAUGACUGGUGAAAAAAUGAGGGAAGUCCUCAUCGCUCCCGUCAUGGGACACAGGGAUGACGGUAGUUGGUCGAUCCUCAGGGCUCUUGCCAUGACUUCACUUCUCCUCCUGGUGACCCUGUCCGCCGUCCGAUACGAGAGCAAGAUCAAUCGACUGGAAGCUCGGCUAGAGAUUUUGGAGACGGAAUCCAUCCUGAAGGAGGCGCUUGGCCUUCAAGUCAAGGUUUCCGAUUUGAUGGGUGGUGAAAUCAAGUUUAUGGACAAUCCAGUUUCAGAGACCAAGGAACCACCACGCCGUGAAAAACGUGAAGCCAAUCCACUCCGCCCAUCCCAACAUAUCGUGCGGAACGAGCAGGACGAGACGUACUUCACGAAGGGACGUCAAGGGGGAUAUGUGCGUCCUUCGGGAGUUCAUGAAAUGUACGAGCGUCUCCCACCAAAGAGUGAAGAGGUUGGCUACCAGUCACCUCCAAUUGACUACUCGCAGCAGGCAGCAGUUCAAACGAGGGCAGCCCCCACUUCCGGCCAAACUUACAUUCCUCCCGUGCAGCGUGUGGGUCACGGACCAGAUCAAGUAUCGGCUCGUGUGAUUCGUUACAAUCGCAGGGACAAUGACCACAUGGACACUAAGCAAACGACCACGUCAACAGUCGCGGGUCAUUUCGUCGCGGACGUGUCCAACUUUACGUCCAGCGACAACCCACGUCUUCGAAAUUCGAAUGGGAUUUUUCAAAUUUGGAAACCGGCAUCAUGGAUGAAUUCUGGAAAUUUCCUUCUCGAUUCCAAGGAUGGCGUCGUGACAGUGCAGAAGGGAGGCAUUUUUCACAUUUACGCUCAGAUUCAUUAUCACGAUGAGCAGCAGCAGAACAGUUUUGUAGUGGACGUGAACGACUCCCCACUUUUACAGUGCACCACCCAGAACGGGUCCAACUCAUGUUUCACGGCAGGACUUACCGAGCUUCAACGUGGGGACAGAAUCGUCAUAAAAAAUUUGGGAGUUGAUAGGUUCUCUAUUUACAAGCCGGAAAAAUCGUUCUUUGGCUUGGUCAAAGUCGGACACUAACAAAUUCUAAACAAUUUUACCAAAUGAAAUCUAUCUAAAGACCCAAUUCUUACAAAAAAGAUGCAUCAAAAUUCAAUACGGGUGAAUACAUGUACUUAUCAUAUUUUAUUACAAAAUCACAUAUUUCCUUAUUGCGAACAUGUAAAUAAAUCACGAUGAUUAUGAAAA